CCUGUUGCUUUGAGAGGAGGCAGGCCGGUGAUUUUCCACUGCCGCUGAUGUCUCUGGUCCCUUGGUUUUAGAGACAAAGGUCAGAAAGAGAAGCUUAUAAAUAGGCUAAAAUUAAGGCUUCCGACGCGUCCAGGCUUCAGUCGAAAACACGGACACGACAAGACACGGACACGACCGAACGGACACGGGACCGAGCGCAAAGGACAUUUAAGGACAAAAUAAUAUCACACAUCACAUCAACGGAGCAGAAUGGCUCAGAAAGAGAAGCUUCAGUGUCUAAAGGACUUCCAUAAGGACACUCUAAAGCCAUCUCCAGGCAAGAGCCCUGGCACUCGGCCUGAGGACGAGGCGGAGGGCAAACACCCCCAGCGGGAGAAGUGGGCAAGCAAGUUGGACUUUGUCCUGUCUGUGGCCGGCGGUUUUGUUGGUUUAGGAAAUGUCUGGCGUUUCCCGUACCUCUGCUAUAAGAAUGGUGGAGGUGCUUUUCUCAUCCCCUACUUCAUCUUCCUGUUUGGCGGAGGCCUGCCAGUCUUCUUCCUGGAGGUAGCCCUGGGUCAGUUCACCUCUGAAGGUGGAAUUACCUGUUGGGAGAAGCUCUGCCCCAUCUUUACUGGUAUUGGCUACGCCUCCAUUGUGAUUGUGUCCCUGCUGAAUAUUUACUACAUUGUCAUCUUGGCCUGGGGUGUUUACUACCUGUUCCAGUGCUUUCAACCGGAGCUGCCCUGGGCCAAAUGCAAGCAGCCCUGGAACACUGAGCGCUGCAUUGAGGAUACCUACCGCAAGAACAAAACCCUCUGGGUGGCUGCCAACGCCUCCAACUUCACCUCCCCCGUCACUGAGUUCUGGGAACACAAUGUGCUGGGUAUCAGCAGUGGUAUUGAGGAGAUUGGCGCCGUCAAAUGGGACCUGGCCCUGUGUUUACUGCUUGUCUGGGUCAUCUGCUUCUUCUGUAUCUGGAAGGGUGUCAAGUCAACUGGAAAGGUGGUCUACAUCACAGCCACUUUUCCGUUUGUCAUGCUCAUUGUCCUGUUGAUUCGUGGUGUAACACUGCCAGGUGCUGCAGCGGGCAUCAAGUUCUAUUUGUAUCCUAACCUUGAUCGCCUGAUGGAUCCAGAGGUGUGGAUUGAUGCCGGCACUCAGAUCUUCUUUUCGUAUGCCAUCUGUUUGGGCGCCAUGACGUCCUUGGGCAGCUACAACAAGUACAAAUACAACUGCUACAGGGACUGUUUGCUGCUGGGAGCCCUCAACAGUGGUACCAGUUUUGUGUCUGGCUUCGCAAUAUUUUCCGUCCUGGGCUUCAUGGCACAAGAGCAAGGGGUGGACAUUGCUGAUGUGGCAGAGUCAGGUCCUGGCUUGGCAUUCAUUGCCUACCCCAAGGCGGUUACCAUGAUGCCUAUCCCUACACUCUGGGCAAUUCUCUUCUUUGUUAUGCUGCUGCUGCUUGGCCUCGACAGUCAGUUUGUGGAGGUGGAAGGGCAGAUCACAUCACUGGUGGAUCUGUAUCCGUCCUUCCUAAGGAAGGGUUACCGCAGAGAGGUCUUCAUCGCUAUCAUCUGCUGCUUGAGCUACCUGUUUGGCCUCACAAUGGUUACAAAGGGUGGCAUGUACGUUUUCCAGCUGUUUGACUACUAUGCAGCUAGCGGUGUGUGCCUUCUGUGGGUGGCAUUCUUUGAAUGUGUAGCUGUUGCCUGGGUUUAUGGCGUUGAUAAUUUUUAUGAUGCGAUUGAGGACAUGAUUGGCUACAGACCAAAUCCGUGGAUGAAAUGGAGCUGGACUGUUGUUACUCCUUUACUGUGCAUGGGUUGCUUUUUCUUCUCUUUGGUCAAAUACAAGCCAUUAACGUACAACAAGGUGUACCAGUAUCCUGACUGGGCCGUUGGAAUCGGCUGGACUCUUGCCUUGGCGUCCAUGAUCUGUAUCCCCAUGGUGGUGGUUAUCAAGAUCAUUCAAUCUGAUGGGCCACUCAUUGAGAGGAUUAAGGCGGUUGCGGCUCCGGUUCGUGGUGGUGCCAGCUCCCGUCCUGCGGACCACCGUGGCCCCAAGGAUACCACCGUACCGCUGGACCCCAAUGGAAACAAGGGUUUUCUGAUGAAGGCCCCCACCCACACCAUCGUAGAAACCAUGAUGUAAAGGAAGGAACGAGGUGGAGGCUCUCCAUGAGAUCGCUCUCCUCUCCUCUCUGUCCUCUAAAAUGCUUUUACUGCUAGAUGUCCGUCUGUCUGUCUUUCUGGUGGACUAAAAAAAAGGGUUUUAAGGAAAAAGUUCGCAUUUCAAAUCUUUAAGGAAUACCUUGGAAGCAAGCCUGCAGUUUUUGCUCAUCAAAAGUGGGUUGAAAAUCACAUUUUAGCUCUGUCAGAGCUUCUAGCAAGCGGUUUAUUUUCUCUCUGUUCAUAGCUUCAUGUGACUUUGCAUCCCACAGUGCAGCAACUUGGCAACAACAUCUGGUCAUAUGCUGGCAGACCUGUUUGUUCCACCAGCUGCUUUCACAGAUAAUCAAUUGUUGUUUUUAAAAAAAAGCGGGGGAGGGGGGGAUCAUUGAUUUCUAGAAUCAAGCAACAUUUUUUCUUGCCAACCUAAAAAAAAAAAAGUAAUGUCUCUUGGAGGUGGGAAGUGUAUUUUACUGUCAACAUGGUGCUUGUGUUUGGGGGUUAGUGCCAAAGGGUCCAGCUUUGGCUUUUUCUGUUCCACUGUGUUCAGUUCAGGCACUGUUUUUAUAAAAGAUUAAGGCACUACAGACACUUCUAGUUAGUGAGUUUUGUACUUCUCAUGUCCCAGCGUAGUCACCUGAACUUUUAUCAAGAAUCAGAGCAAAUACAAUUUCUGUCCUAAUCUACCGGUCCUUCUAAAUCAAACUCUGAUGUAAGCUGAGGACAAAGACAAGCGGAAACCUACAACACUGCAACUAGUGGAGGCACUCAUCCACCGCUUAAUAUAUCGGGAACAUUUUUGUCUUUGAGGACACAGAAGAUAUGCACAACAUUGCUGUAAGGUAUAAACAAGAAAGCAAAUACAAAUUUCAAUCUAAAAAAUCUCCUCAACGUGAAAACAGGUGAUAAUCCUUUUUAAAACAGAAUCCUGAUCUUUGCACCUUUUGCACUAGUACUCGCGUCCCCCUGUAGUCAUAAACUGGUGAGAAAACACUAGCACUGAGGCUGCGUCUGGGAAUCAAUUUGCGCACAGAGGGGUUUCUGAGAGGAUUUGAAGUGUGGAGGUUGAACCCUUGCUUGUGUUGUCUGUGGCGUACUGUACAGUAGUAGCUAUCGGUCUAUCUAUAUUUAUCUCCUUAACUUUCUCUGUCCUAGGCCAGUUUACAGUACAUUAGUGACUGCACUAGGCACUCUUGGCUUCAAGUUUUUGAUUGAAUUUGUUUUAUACCCUACAGAGGAAGUUUUACCAUUAUUAGUUUAUCUUGCCUCUGUCAGUGUUUAGAGUUUUUUUAUUAUUAUGAAUGUUAUUACUGUUAUCGUCUAUUGAUUUACUGUAGUUUUGCCGAGAUGAAGGAACACUUUCAUCUAGUGAAAAUACAAUGCAUUUUUACCAAUUGUACAUUUACAGUGGCAGUCAUUUUCAUACAGCUUUUCUUUACCUUUAGCCUGACGAUGAACUUCCUUGUCAGCCGCGUACACAAAAAACAGAACUGUUGUAAGGGGGAGCCGUUCCUCCUGCACCAUCAUAACAGAAAUGAUUUUCCUGCACAUAUCUGGGUCAAUUUGGGCAAUUUUAGUCAGGCCGGGCAUUUGAGUCCACUGCUAUAAGUACUGACGUGACAUGUUGAAGAAGUUCUACCAGAUUUCAAAUUGGCCUUUUUUAGCUGGGAAUUUGAUGGAAUUUAAAAGUGACAACUCGCCAGUCGGGGUGCUUUUUUUUUCCUUUACUGCUCAAACAGGAGACCGAUAAAGAUUGUAGACUUUUCAUGGUUGUUGAAUACCCAUCAUGAAGGAUUAGUUGUCUAAUCCAAGUCAUCAUGCAAAAGUUUUUUUGUUUUUACCAUUAGAGAUAGGCUUAGAUGAGACUGCCAAAAAUUCAGAAGGAGUCCAUUCAAAACCAAAAAGAAACAAGUAUUUAUGUAGUAAACAAAUUGCACUUUUAUUGUUUUUUUAUGAAUAAAGCAAACUGUCUUUUAACUCAUCUGUUUGGAUUUGCCUUAAGCUUUUAGCAGCAGACAUGGACAUAUCCUUUCAUUAUUAAUGAUUAAUAUCAAAACCAUAAAUGUUUUUCGCUGCGUGAAAAAGUUGCACCGCACUGAGCUUAAGUGCUGAUGAUCUCCACUGCAGCUGGCUUUAAACAGGCUAGAACACAAAGCUACUUCCAUCUCUAUUUUAUCUGUAGCAUGUAAUGUGUUGCUUUCAUAAUUGUGUUUAUCUCAAGCUCUCCAUGUAUGUCACCAGCGAUCACUCACUCAGGAGCCGUCCUCUACAGCUUUUAUCAGCUGCAACACUGCAGAAACCUUGUUGCUUUAUUUUUUUUUUCAGGUGGGGGCAAAGAGCUAAGUAGAACUAUCAAAAUCGCUUUUGUUAAGAUUUUUAUGCCGUUAAGUCAGAAGACAAUUUUAAGCAAACUACAAUUAUUCAGUCAAACCACAAAUGGUUAAAAAAAACGUUCAGGGCCAAAAAACAAACCUUUUUUUUUGUUUAGGGUACAGAGAGUUCACCGGCAUAGCAACGGAAUGCCAAAACAUUUUUUGAAGUGGGGUGCACAAAACAACUUCUUAGAUAAAAUAUGAGAACGAAGCACACACCCAUGAAGUGGCAAAAAGACACUGGCAAAAAAAAAAAAAAAAAAAAAAAAUCAGGUUAACAUACAACUUGACAUACAUGACAAAUAGCUGCAAAUCUUCCUUCUGUGUGGCUCUGCAGGGUUUUAAUCAACCUGCUUCAUUUGUCUUUGAGUGUUCGUUCUUUGUAACAAGCGUACCUUGGCUAAUAGACAAUAAAAACAACAACCGCUAGCUAAUAGCUUUUGGUGGAAAUCUGUUCAAAAAUAACAUAUUCCAACCUUUUAAAAAAUGUUUUUCUUGUUUUCUUUUGGUUUGUUUUUCUGAAAAAAAAAUAUAUACAUAUUUUUAAGUAAAAUGUGUUUGAAUAAAGAUACCAAGAAACUCAGUUAGGCUAAAAUCAAAUUAUCCGCGCAUCUUUGUGUUCUGCCACUCAAUGGGUGUGUCUGAAUAUAAUUAAUGGGGUAGUAUCGCUUUUUUUAAUGCAAAUAUAUGACCAACCAGUUCCUAAAAGACUCAACAAAAAGGCCUUGGUUGAUUUGAAAGUUUGGACUUUGUCGAAAUAGUGAGUUUGUCAUUUCAAAGGGAUUUGUGAAACAAAAUCCAUAGCAGACAUCUAUUUUCAUACAACUUUUCCUAUAAACUCAUCUUUCUACAUAUAAGCUGCCAGUUCAAUAUAUAUUUAAAGCAUAAUUUUAUUCUUCAACUUUUGUACAGAUUUUGUUUAGCCUUUCUCAGACAUUUUUCCUUAAAAAUUGAUAUAACAAGCAUUCGUUAAUAAAAAGACCUCAUAAGACUUUUUAUUUUUAUUUUUUAUCUAGGUACAUUUGGUAAAUUUAAACACUGUUGGGUAAAACAAAGAUUUAGCACUACUAACAGGAUAUUUGAAAAAACAAAAAAACUAUGGUAUUUUAAAACACAGCCAUCAGUUAGUGAAACAAGUGUCGUGAGAACUAAAAAAACAAACCCAUUUGUUAAAGUAAAGCCCGUCUGGCCUUGCCUAAGCUCCUUCGCUAAGCUCCUUCUUUUGACAGGAAUAUAAGGACCAGAGUUUAUACAUGAUGCAGUAAUUCUACUUCUUUGUUUUACAUUGUGUAACCCCACUCUGUUAUCCUCCACUCCAUGUGCUGUUAGCUGAUGUAAACUUGUUAACCUAAGCCAACAUAUAUAUUUUUUUAAUUUUAGCGUCUUUGUUUUCUUUCUCAAAGAUAAUUUACAAGAGAACUGAAGCAUUAGAAAGUGCACAAGUUUUACUGCUGAAUGUUAAAUAUGUGAAGGUCUCCUCUUUUUUUUUUUUUUCUUGUAGCUCUAAUAUAGAUUCUUUUAUUUUUUUUAAUUGGUCUUUGUUCACUUUUUGUUCACUUUUUUUUAUUUUAUUUCUUUUACUCUUGAUUGUGUGUCUCACAUUUGCCUUUUGUAUUCCAAAUAAACUGAAACCUCUGUCACUGGUGUGACAUUUGCAACCAAUGAUCCCAAAAACAAAAAGAAAUGCAAAGAAAGCUAAGAUUGGUUAUGUGCAAUACUUGGUUUAAUUUUCAUCUUGUCCUUCAAAGAGGUUGUAUUGAUUCAUGAAUUAGGAAAAAAUAAAACAUGUUUAUGAAAUCAUUUUUUACUGACUUUGUGGUUUAAAUGCAUCAACAAUGAAGUGACUAUUGAACUACCAAAAUUCAGCUGUUUUUCACGAUCACUAUUUUUAAAUUUGUUUUUAACAGACGACACUGCCACAAAAGGCAACUGUUUUUCUGCCUGCUGAUAUCUAUUUCAGCAUUUUGGAUGUUGUAAAAAUAAAUAAAAGAUGUCUCAUUUAAUCCAGUUUUGGUUCUACACAAACUUUAAAAUGAUACCAGUUCAUUGUUAUGUUUUCUGAAGCUUCUUUAACUGUUGUUGUGGUGGUCUAGAAGAAAUAUUACGAACGUUUUCCAUCUUGAAGACAAAGCAGCAAAUAAAAACCUUACAAACAUA
This is a messenger RNA of Oryzias latipes (Japanese medaka), 6676 nucleotides long. Its product is annotated as sodium- and chloride-dependent taurine transporter. The record is from RefSeq and is a predicted model, not a curated record. Lineage: Eukaryota; Metazoa; Chordata; Actinopteri; Beloniformes; Adrianichthyidae. Gene Ontology annotation, cellular component: plasma membrane; cell projection. Gene Ontology annotation, biological process: amino acid transport; sodium ion transmembrane transport; taurine transmembrane transport. Gene Ontology annotation, molecular function: gamma-aminobutyric acid:sodium:chloride symporter activity; taurine:sodium symporter activity.